Messenger RNA from Rosa chinensis, 844 nucleotides. Its product is annotated as putative invertase inhibitor. The transcript has a single exon. Gene Ontology annotation, molecular function: enzyme inhibitor activity. The record is from RefSeq and is a predicted model, not a curated record. Lineage: Eukaryota; Viridiplantae; Streptophyta; Magnoliopsida; Rosales; Rosaceae. The coding region runs from base 51 to 614 and encodes 187 amino acids.
AAAAAAAAAGUACCCCAACCGCAAAACUUCAUAGUUCUCAUCCCCACAAAAUGACAACUCCCAUAUUCACCUUCACAUUCCUCCCUCUCUUCCUCCUCUUCUCAUCAACCUUCACUCCCAUAACUGCCAACAAUGUCAUCUCUGAAAUCUGCAAGAAAUGUGCUCAAGAAGAGUACACCAGCAUGAGCUACAAGUUCUGCGUGACUUCUCUCCAAGCCGACCCAAACAGCCAAGGCGCCGAUCUCCGGCAACUUGGCCUCAUAUCCAUGAAGCUAGUCAAGAACAAUGUGACCAACACAAGGCGCUUCAUCAAGAAUCUUCUCAAGAACGAGGAGCUUGACAAGUUCGUAAGGAUGUGUUUGGAUGACUGUUUGGACCUUUACACAGACGCCAUAACUAGCAUCAAGCAAGCCGUCAAGGAUUACAAAAUGAAGGACAACAGACACGCCAAUCUCGCAGUGAGUUCGGUCGCCGGUGCCGCCACGACUUGCGAAGAUGGAUUCGAAGAGACACCAGGGUUGGUUUCGCCAUUAACGAAGAGGAACAACGAGAUGUCUCAGCUGUGUGAUAUAGCGCUUAUGAUUAUCACUAUGGUCAGUUCGUCGUUUUAUUAAAUAAAGAGGUGAUAAUAUGUAUGCAUGGCUCGCUGUGUUUCAUGAAUUUGUGAUCUAGUAUUGGGUUAUUGUGGUCCAUUAUUUGCUACUUGUUUGUUAGGAUGUUUCUGAUCGAACUCGGCUAGCUGCAACUGCUGUAACAAAAACAAUAAAAUGUAUGCAUGGCUUGCUGUGUUUCAUGAAUUUGUAAUCUUAUUAUUGGGUUAUUGUGGUCCAUUAUUUGCUACUUG